CAUUAUGGCGACUUUAUGUUGUCCACAAUGAAUCAAAGUGUCGAUCCCUGUGAGAAUUUCUAUGAGUAUGCCUGUGGCAACUGGAAGGAGUCCAAGUUGCUUACGGAAAAGGCAAGGAACUCAAGUUUCUUGCAGGCCAUACAACAUCGCAUUGAUGAGCAGGUCUUGAGCUUUCUUCAAAAUGCCACACAGGCACAGUUGCUGGAGAAGAAUCAUUCCAGCAGUGCAGAGUGGAAAGCCAAGCAAUUCUUUGCCAGCUGUCUGCAGAUGAAAGCGAAUCUCUCGCUGGGCUACGAGAGAUUUAUGGAGAAUCCCGAUGAUCGUUAUGGCGCAAAGGGAAAACAACAUUAUCAGAAUGUGAGUCAGGAUUGGAUGUACAUCAAUUUCAUGUCCAACUACGAUGUGUAUCCCUUGCUCCCCCUAAAAGUACACUACAAUACGGCAAUUCGUAAAUUCGAUAUACUCCUUACGAUGCCCAGCAAGGUGCUCGCCAGUGUUAAUGAGAAGGAACUGCUGAAUAUCACGCGGGAUUUUCAGCUGCAUGAUGAGAAUAAGCGUCAACAGUUUCUCUCACACUUUACAAACCUCACGCAGUUUGAGAGAAAUCUCACGCAGUUGGUCAAAAUUCGCAAUGAAACGGAGCAACUGACUUUGGGAGAAUUCUUAAUCCGUCACAAAGAUGAUCGUCUGAAUUGGACACGUUAUUUUGAUGUGGCCUUUAAUGGCACACAGAAAUCCCAUUGGCCUGUGUUGAAUCAACUGCAGGAUAUCGGAGAACUUGUGCAUUUUCUGGAGCGCAGUGACUUGCAACUUCUACGUUCCUAUGUGCAACAUCGUGUGCUGCUCAAGUUCUACGCUGUGUGGAAGACACAGACCCGGAAUGGCAGCUUGGAGAACGAUUGUCGUGUUGCCACCGAAACAUUCUACAACUAUGCCAUGCUGCCAUGGUUUAUUGGCCAGGUUUUUGAUAAGCAGCGACGUGCGGAUGUUUUGACUGUGGCCAAGGACAUUAGGGAUACGUUCUAUGAUCUGCUGGAGCAUUACACCUGGCUGGAUGAUGAGACACGUUCCCAGGCCAGGACGAAACUGGCUUCGAUGGAUGUGCUCGUCGGCUACAGUGAUGAACUGCAGCAUCCCGAGCUCAUCGAUGCCGUCUACAGUGACAUCAAUGUGACCGACAAUUGGUAUGAGAAUCUGGAGAUAUUGGAAAGGAAUCGGGCGAGUACACGUCUGCGAUCCGUGGACAAGGCGUUGAUACCGUUGCUAAUGCCAACGCGGACAGUGAACGCCUACUAUGCGGACUUUCUCAAUCAGGCCUUUAUUACCAUCGGCAUGUCACAGUGGCCACUCUACCACGUGGACUUUCCAGCUGUGCUGAAGUAUGCGGGUAUAGGCAACAUUGUGGGGCAUGAAAUGGCCCAUGGUUUCGACUCCUACUGUUAUCAGUUUAAUUAUGAUGGCAAAAAGGUCAACUGGUGGUCAACUGCGUCUCUUAGGAACUUUAAGGAACGUUAUCGCUGCCUGGAAUCCCAGUAUAACAAGUUUAUCCUAUUGGGAGUUCAGACAAAUGGCACUUUGACCUCGGGCGAUAAUAUCGCCGAUAAUGUGGGAGCUCGCAUGGCGUAUUACGCCUACAAGCGACACAUGGGCAACGGGGCGUGGCAGGAGAAACCUUUACGGGGCCUUGAAUUUAACAAUAAGCAGCUCUUCUUCUUGAAAUUCGCCCAGACCUGGUGCACGGGUAAGGAUAAUGCCUAUAAACUCAGUAAACUGAGGAGCGAUGUUCAUGCUUAUGAGGAGUUUCGGGUUGUGGGUACUCUCAGUAAUAUGCCCGAGUUCAGCGAGGCCUUCAACUGUCAACUGGGCACUGAAAUGAAUCCUUUGAAGAAGUGUGUCGUCUGGUAGUUAAUAAAGAUAAAGAUUGAAAA
This is a messenger RNA of Drosophila innubila, 1928 nucleotides long. Its product is annotated as neprilysin. Lineage: Eukaryota; Metazoa; Arthropoda; Insecta; Diptera; Drosophilidae. The transcript is spliced from 2 exons. Bases 16 to 1905 code for a protein of 629 amino acids. Gene Ontology annotation, molecular function: metalloendopeptidase activity. Gene Ontology annotation, biological process: protein processing. The record is from RefSeq and is a predicted model, not a curated record. Gene Ontology annotation, cellular component: plasma membrane.